AUGCUUCGAAGGUCUAGGAAGUCCAUUACGGGGAAAACUGUAGGUCCAGCGAAGGGCCCCACGAUCAAGCCGCAGUUGACAAGGAAGAUCAUACGGCGGUACCAUUUUAUUAACCAGCGAGCCAAGUAUAUACGACAGAUAUUGAAGAUUGGCGAUGCUUCAAGCAGCGGUGCCAAGGGAGCUUUUGCUGCUGGCUUUCAGGAAGGUUGGGGUUUGAGGGGUGAUGAUUUGAAGAAAUUUGACGAUGAGAUGGAAACCAUGCUCGUUCAAUUGAACAAGCACAGAGACGAUUCCCGUCUUUUGCAAAGAUGUCUAGGCUACAUUACAAGGGAAAUGGAGGCUGACGGAAGUCUUGCCAACUAUCAACUGGCUAGCAAAAUGGGACAGGACACUCGCAGAGGGGGGGAUUCUUCUAAGAUACUGGUUAAAUGGUUGAAGGACCUGAUUGCCGGUGGCAAACAGUCGGCAGACAACCUGACCGCUUUAGAGAUUGGUUCACUGAGUAAAGACAACCAGAUUUCUGUGAGUGGGAUCUUCAAAGAUGUCACCAGAAUAGAUUUGAACAACUCGAACGAUGCGAAAGGCAUCCUUCGGCAAGAUUUCAUGGAGCGACCCAUACCCGAAAAUUCCGCGGACAAGUUUGACCUAAUAUCUUGUUCAUUAGUGUUGAAUUUUGUCCCCACGCCGAAGGACAGAGGUCAGAUGUGCAAGCGGUUUGCAUGUUUCCUGAAGGACUACACAAGCGGGGUCCCCACAGAAGGGAACAACCACCACAGCUACUUGUUCAUUGUCCUACCGGCACCGUGCAUAACAAACUCACGAUACAUGACUCUCUCGCACUUCAACGGGUUGAUGCGCAGUUUAGGAUACGAGAACAUAAACUACCACGAAGCCAAAAAGAUCUGCUACUUUUUGUUCCAAAGAAACAAUUUUAACGAAAGCCAAGAGCCACCGCUACUACAGCAACAGCGCAAAUACCAAAGAAAGCAGAAGCUUAACGACGGUGCAAGCAUGAACAAUUUCAGCAUACAGCUGUGA
Molecule: messenger RNA, 1038 nt
Organism: Huiozyma naganishii CBS 8797
Lineage: Eukaryota; Fungi; Ascomycota; Saccharomycetes; Saccharomycetales; Saccharomycetaceae
Gene: BMT2
Product: 25S rRNA (adenine2142-N1)-methyltransferase
Exons: 1
Coding region: 1-1038 (345 amino acids)
Cellular component (GO): nucleolus
Molecular function (GO): rRNA (adenine) methyltransferase activity
Source: RefSeq, a predicted model, not a curated record